AUGAGUAUAAUGAAGGACAAGGUGAAGGCUACGCCAAGUCUCCAAAAUAAUAGCAAAGUAACAAAGAAAAAAAGAGGAGAAAAGAAACUGAAAGGAAAACCUCAUCAUGACAGAAGAAAAAUAAAAGACGUUCGAGGUGGGAGUACUUUCGCCUCCCCUCCUCCAAGAGCCCCUGGGGACGGUCCUUACAGUCUAACGAUGGCGUUCCGAUGGGCAGUCAGCUUCGCCCUUCUUGCCUUGGGUUAUUGCUUAAAGGAAGUUCAAGAAGAUCCAUGCAAGACGAAAUCGAGGAUAGUACCCGAUGCGACGUAUUGCGACCGAUACUGGGAAUGCCAGGACGGUCAGCCAGAACUGUACGACUGCCCCAACGGGUUAGUCUACGCCGGCAAGAACAGGGGAGUCACCGAGGGCUGUGACUACCCAUGGAGGGCCAACUAUUGUGAGAGCAAGACGCAAGCCAAUGGACCAAUCGGAAGGGAGCAUUGCGAUUGGCUCUACGGAAUCUUCGGGCAUGAAACCUCAUGCACCAGAUAUUGGACAUGCUGGAACGGUACGGCAACCGAACAGCUCUGCAUAGGAGGGCUUCUCUACAACGAGAACACCCACUCCUGUGACUGGCCAGAGAAUGUCGACGGCUGCCAGAAACAUCCUUUGUGUAACUCAGAAGCUAAUGGAAAUGUCCCCUUGGGCAAGUCCUGCAAUAGGUACUGGCAAUGUCAAGGUGGGUACCCAAGACUUCAGAGAUGUCCUGCAAUGUUAGUAUUUGACAAGAGGACUCUAAGAUGUGUUGUGCCUCCAACUGAGGACUGUGAGGUGCCAACCACCAUCCCUCCACCACUAGAGGAAGCAGAAGAACCUAAUGUACCUCAACAGGCGGGUCGACCUCAGGGAAGACCACAAGGAAGACCACAACAUCAACAACCAGCAAGAGAUUAUCAGCCACAACAGCAACAACAACAAACUCAGCAACGGGAAUACCAACAACAAUAUCAACCACAGCAACUAAGGCCUCAGGAAUUCCAAAGACCUCAGCAGCAGCAGCAGCAGCAUUCUGGUGAAGAACAACUGCCAUUCAACUUACCCCCUGGAGCAAUUCCUGUCAGAAGCAGGCAAAGGAAUUAAUUUGUGAGAAGUUGAUGUCUUAUCACUGUAAAAAUUAGAAUAGAUACCAGAGAGUACUAUACGUGUAGAUCUAUCAAAUUUGCUUUGAUACUUAUAAAAGCAUCAAACAAACACAUCAAAAGAAGACACACCGUAUCCUUUUAUUUAUAUAAUUUACAAUAAAUAUGUCUUAGUAUAAGAAAACACAACCCAGACAUUAAACAUUUUGUAAAUUCAAUUAAUGAUAUUCUUAGAGAGUUAGAGAAAGAAAGAAAGUAUUUUUAUAAUGUAUAUGGUUAACUUCAUACAGAGUUCAUUCUAUCAAUAAAAAUAAAAAUUAAAAACCUGCCAUCUUAUAACAUUGAACUUGUAUCACUUUGAUUCUUUUUUAAAAUAAUAGUAUAUGAAAACAUUAUAGUAGACCUAAAGAUAAAUCAAGCAAUGUUGUGAUUGAUUGUGUUUCUAUUUCUUAUUACAAAGUGUUGAUAAGACUGUGUGUGGAAUCAAUGUAAAGUACUAAGUUAAUUUUAAUUUGUAAAAGACUUUGUAAUUUAUAGGUUUAAGUUUAUUUUAUUAUUUUUUUUUUUUACUAAUCUUUUUGAGCAUUAAACACUGUGUUUGCUUACAAUUAUCUCCCAUUACCCUUAAAUUAUGUAAAAUAAAUUCCAUUGUACAUUCAAAAUGAAACAUUGCCAGAGAGUAUUGGGAGUAGAUAUAUAUCAAAAUUUCAUAGAUAUAAGAUUAAUUUGUAUUAUGAAAUAAAAUUAAAAUGAAAGCAAUUUUUUUUUAUUCACUAA
This is a messenger RNA of Nezara viridula (southern green stink bug), 1898 nucleotides long. NCBI's taxonomy places the organism in Eukaryota, Metazoa, Arthropoda, Insecta, Hemiptera, Pentatomidae. The record is from the annotation of a GenBank genome assembly.